This is a messenger RNA of Triticum dicoccoides, 1070 nucleotides long. RefSeq lists its product as uncharacterized. The transcript has a single exon. The record is from RefSeq and is a predicted model, not a curated record. The coding region runs from base 167 to 787 and encodes 206 amino acids. Lineage: Eukaryota; Viridiplantae; Streptophyta; Magnoliopsida; Poales; Poaceae.
CCGAGCGUGGCAAUUAAAACUAGCUAGCGGUAGCGGCCAGACCCAAUACUUAUCCGGGAGCGUGGCGUGCCGUGGCCGGCGUCCGGCGAGGAGAGGGGGAUCACGGGGAGAUAGCUCUUGUUUGCUGAGGCGGGCUUGGUGUGAGCGUGUGACGGUCGGCCGGUCGAUGGAGAUGCCGAGGUCGCCUGGAGCGGGCGCGUUCCGGUUUCUUGGCCUGCUCAAGCAGCCGGAGGCGGGCCACGACGGCGCUUGCUUCGAGCUGGACGAGAGCGACGUCAUGUGGCCGGCCGGCGGCGGGGACGUGGACGGGUGGGAGGCCGCGCCGGUGGCCGAGGCCGCAGUGGCCCCGCGGCGCGCUAGCGCGCGGCGCCGCUCGGCGCACGCCGUGCCACAGAGUUUCGGGCUGUCGUCGCUCCUCGCCGAGGGCGACGGCGGCAGCGUCGAGGGGCAGCAGCUGCCCGCGGGGAUGGCCCUGGCCGUGCCUUCGAGGCCGGGUCACGGCGCCGCGACACCGACACCGAGGCAGUCGGCGCCGGUGAGGGUGCCGGUGUGGCCGGGGCAGGCGGCCAGGCCCAGGGACAAGGCGAAGCGCGGCGCCAAGGAGGCAGAGGAGUCCGAGGAAGACGAGGAGGGCGGGGAGGAGAUGGUGCCGCCGCACGUGGUGGCGGCGCGGCGGCACGCGCGGUCGUCGUCGGUGCUGGAGGGCGCCGGGCGGACGCUCAAGGGGCGCGACCUCUGCCGCGUCCGCAACGCCGUGCUCCGCCAGACCGGCUUCCUCGACCUCUGAAUCUCAUCUCAACAACAACAAGAAGAAAAUGCCUGCAUACCGGCCGGCCGGCCGGCGCGAUCCACAGCCACCGAUGAUGGUCAACAUCCAUUAAUCCCCGUCGAUCACUGGCGCGCGUCCUAAUCGAUGAGCUCCUGCCAUUCCAGCAGCUGCCAUGCAUCCUCCCCUGCAUCCAUCUGGUCUGGUCUGGUCUUCAGAGUGACCAAACAAAACCCUCUGUUCAUGUCUGAAACUCUGGAUACUGCCCGAAUUGAAUUCAAUACAUUCAAUUUCAUUUGUUCGA